GCUCGCGACUUCCGCCGCGUUGCCGCGUCUGCAUGCGUGCCGCCUCAUGGCUGCGCGCUAUCAUUGCUGAGCAGCGACAGUGCUCACUGUCGAAAAGAGGGAGGAGGAGGAGGAGAGGGAGCAGAAGGAGGCGGAGGAGAGGGAGCAGAAGGAGGCGGAGAAGCUGGAGGAGGCGGAGACAAGCGCAGUAGCGGCAGAGGCGGCGGCAGCGGCAGCAGCGGCGGCGGCGGCAGGGCUGGGCUCCACAUACACAAGUCUAAGAGAAAGAAGAACUGGGAUGGCUCCGUGGUGUUCUGCUCUCAGUGGUUGAUCGUCCGGCAGCUCCUGGAACAGAGGAGGGAGAGAAGAGCAGCAGCAGAGAUGAGCGUCACCUCCUGGUUCCUGGUGAGCAGCGGAGGAACUCGCCACCGUCUGCCCCGGGAAAUGAUCUUUGUGGGUCGAGACGACUGUGAGCUCAUGCUGCAGUCCCGCAGUGUGGAUAAACAGCACGCAGUGAUCAACUAUGAAGCAGGGACUGAUGAGCACAAGGUGAAGGAUCUGGGCAGCCUGAACGGGACAUUUGUCAACGAUGUCCGCAUUCAGGAGCAGAUGUACAUCACUCUGAAGCUGGAGGACAAGCUGAGGUUUGGUUAUGAUACCAACCUGUUCACCGUGGUGAGAGGAGAGCUGACUGUCCCUGAGGAGGCGCUGAAGCAUGAGAAGUUCACCAGUGGACUCCAGCUCAGCAAGAAACUCACCAACGGUGAGGCCACCACAUCCACCACCAGGUCCCCCACGAAGACCUUCAAAAGACCUACACCCCAGCCUCCGGGUGACGGCUCACCGAGGCCAGCAGAGGGCAGAAGCGCAGAUGGCAUCCCCGUGUUCAAGGAGACGGACGUUAGACCUCUGGACCCUCACAGAGUGGAGGACAAGAUAGCCGAUUACACCGCACUGCCCCGUGGGACCCCUCUGUACGGGCAGCCAUCUUGGUGGGGUGAUGGUGACGCCGAUGACGAGAACUCCUUCAAACAGGAGACCAAACCUAAGAAACACGACGGCUCCACUCCAGACAACAAAGACACACGAAGAGGAGAGAAGAACAAAGAGGACAGCCUUCCUGACUCCGCCUACUGCCACAUCUUAUCCAGCAGAGACAGUCACAUGGUCAACGAUGGCAUCCAUGAGAUUCCAACUAAAGACAUCGGGGGCAGUAAUGUUCUCUCAAGCGCAGCUCAAGGUCACGCUUCCUUCACCAUAGAGUUUGACAACGCUGCUCCAGGAAAAGUCACCAUCAAAGACCACGUGUCAAAGUUCACGGCUGAACACCACAGACCUCGCUCCAAAAAGAACGGCACAGGAAGUGGAGGUGCGGGAGGGAGGGACCUGAGCACGCUUCAGGCGGCCAUGAUGGCGUCCGAGAGCAAGGUGGCUGAUUGGUUGGCUCAGAACGACCCCACCCUGGUGCGGAGUGAGUCGACAGAGGAGGACAGCAAGAGCAUCAAAAGUGACGUGCCGGUGCAUCUGAAGAGACUGAAGGGAAGCAAACACGAGGACGGAACCCAGAGUGACUCUGAGAACGGACUGGGCCUGCGAUUCGCCAACCGUCGCCAUGCGCUGGAGGAGCGUCUGAAGGCAGCUCACAGCCAGUUAGCAGCGGCAGGAGACGGACCCGGAGCGGCCGGGGGGGUCGGGAAAGGUUCAGUGGGCGGAGCCAGAGCCACCAGCACUCGCACCGCCUUCAUGAUCGAGUUCUACGACGAGGAAAACCCUCGCAAGCGCCGGUCCUAUUCAUUUUCCCAGACUGCACCGCUGCUGGCAGAAGGAGCCGGCGGAGAAGGGGUGUGUCCCCAGCCUCCGUCUCACCCUAAGGUGUUCAGCAUCUCCACCUCCGCUGCCUCGGAGCCAGGUAAAACUCCUGCCCCCAUACCAGCUACAGUGACCGCCGGAGCUCCGACCGCUGCACGGGUGCUCCUCAAACAGAGGUCUGAGGACCAGAGUGUGGGCCGCAGCUCGAUCAGCACGGGCCUCGCCACGGGAAGCCCCACCAGUGAAGACGCCUCAGUCCUGAGUAAAGGAAGAGAGAGAGCGGGCGUGACGGAAGAGGACGACCACAGCGAUAAGGGAACCUACACCAUAGAACUGGAGAACAGGAACCCAGAGGAGGAGGAGGCGCGGCGCAUGAUAGACAAGGUGUUUGGUGUUCAACCCAGCCAAAACCACACCUCCUCUGUUCUGUCCCAACAAAAAGAAGAAGUCGAAGGAAAGAAGAAAGACCAGACGGGACCGGAGGGUCUUACUGUGGACUCCAGCUGGGUCUCCCAGUGGGCCAGUCUGGCUGCUCACCACACCAGGACAGAUCCAGAAGGUUCAGGAGCAGAAACGUCCAGCGUCCUGCUCAAAGAAGGAGGUGAGACAUCUUUUGUUGAUGGAGCGUCACUCAGCCGAGGUCAGUCCUGCUCCAGCCUGACCGACCGCAAGCGCAGGACCCUCCCCCAGCUCCCCGUGGAAGACCCUCGAGCUAAAGCCAGCGUCCCACCUUUCAGGUCUGAGAUUGGGGAGAAACAAGACACUGAGCCCCAGGAAAAAGAGAACAAGGGGGACGGGGGGUCUCCAACUCCUGUGGGGGACACUGCAAUGAGCGGCACGCCAAAACCAGGCUCCACCUCCUCUCCAUCCAGGCCUCCUGCCAAGAGCAGCUCAGGGGAGAGGAGAAAGAGGUCAGUGGAGAGGAAGGGGGGAGGCAGGGGUGAAGAAGGAGGAGAUAAGUGUGCCAAGCCUCUGGUGCGACAGGGCAGCUUCACGGUGGAGAAGCCCAGCACCAGUGUUCCUGCGGAGCUGAUUCCACGCAUCAACAAAGGCAGCGGUGGCCGUGAACGCAGCGACUCCGUGGGCAGCAUGGACACGGCCACGCUCCUGAAGGACACCGAGGCCGUCAUGGCCUUCCUGGAGGCCAAGCUGAGAGACCAGAACGACGCCGGGGGCACCAAUCCAGACUCGGCCUCUCCCUUCAAACUGCCGAACAACUCCAUGUCCCCGGAGUCAGACCUGGACACGGCCAGCACAGCCAGUCACAUGGCCGGAGAUGCUGAGAAGAAAGCAGCCGGCGGUGUUAGUGCCCAGAAACGACGGUCCCUCAGCAGCUUACACCGGGAGAAGAGCAACAUGAGCACGACAUCAAAGUCUAAUGUUGUCAGUGCCAGCGCCCGAGAACGCCUGGACAGGAAGACCAGACCCAGACCUGCAGAGACCAGCGGCAAGACCGAUGCCCGGCGCUCCUCUCAGCCGACAUCAGCUUCCCCCAGAGUCCGACAACCGUCCCUGGACCUGACGGAUGACGACCAGACCUCUUCUUUUCCCGUCUCUGACAUCCUGUCCUCAGACCAGGAGAACUCUGCCUCUCUGGGUCACAGGGCUGCUAAGACCUCAACCGGCGGUUCCUCCAGAACCAGCCGUACUCUGCAGGCGGCCACCACCUCCUCCCUGAACAAACAGGCCUCACUGCCACAGCCGCGGCCCACCAGGGCCUCCCUCCUCCGCCGGGCCCGGUUGGGCGACACCUCUGACACCGACCUGGCUGAUGCCGACAGGGUCUCCGUAGCUUCUGAGGUCUCCACCACCAGCUCCACCUCUAAACCACCGUCGGGCCGCAAAGGGUUGUCACGACUGGACCUGUUGGCUCAGCCGCGCAGGACCCGCGUGGGCUCCAUCUCGGCCCGCAGCGACUCCGAGUGUACGGUGGCGCGGAGCUCCGCCUCCUCUCCCCGUCUGUCGGCCGAAACCGCUCUGCGUCUGGGUUUGCGAGGAUCGCCGACGCCCACAGAGAAUAGACUGACCCCCAGAAUGAGAGCCAACAGUGUUUCUAAACUCAACGAGGUCAAGCCCAGGCCCCCCAGCGCCAGCUACUGUUCACCCACAGGAGGCUCUCAGCCUGGACCUGAGGAUGAUGAGGGAGGAGAAGAGCUGAUGGUGUCCAGCAGCAGCAGGUGGAGACGUCUGCCGCCAGAGUACGGCUCCACCUCAGAGGAGGAGUUCAGCACCAGCAGGAACUCCCCCAAACACGGUGGACGGUCCCACAUGCGGCCUCAUCACCUGACCCCCCACCGCGGCUCCAGGCUCAGCGGCGCGGUCGCUCCGGGCUCCGCGGCGGGAGUCAGCGCUGCCGGAACGGGAAUCAAACACCGCAUGAAGGAGCAGGAGGAGUACAUCAGGGACUGGACCGCCCACAGCGAGGAGAUAGCCAGGAUGUUCCCCUGUGUGCGCAGGAUCAGCCAGGACCUGGCCAAGGACCUGGCCAUCUUGGCGCGCGAGAUCCACGACGUGGCCGGCGAGAUCGACUCGGUCAGCUCCUCCGGCACCGCGCCCAGCACCACGGUCAGCACGGCCGCCACCACCCCGGGAUCGGCCAUCGACACACGGGAAGAGGUAGGCUCCGCACGCCCCACGCAGCCGGACGUGCAGGAGAGCAUGAGAAAGCUGGUCGACCGGGUGUUUGACGAGAGCCUCAACUUCAGGAAGAUCCCGCCUGUCAUUUCGACCAAUAAGCCGCCAGAGAUCAACGGCAAAGCAGUGGAGCUCCGCCCACACGCUCCCGACACUCCGGAACCACGAGCUCUGAGGAGACGGACCUGGAACAGAGAGGAGGCCGUGUUGGACAGUCUGCUGCUGAACUCAGCCUCACAGCUGUCCUCCAAGAUCAGACACUCUGUGGACAAAACUGCCGGGAAGAUCAGGAUUCUGUUCAAGGACAAAGACAGAAACUGGGAUGAAAUUGAGACAAAACUGAAAACGGAGAGUGACGUCCCUCUGCUGAAGACGUCCAACAAGGACAUUUCCUCCAUCCUGCUGGAGCUGAAGAGAGUGGAGAAGCAGCUUCAAGUGAUCAAUGUUAUGGUGGACCCUGAUGGGACUCUGGACGCCUUAGCCAGCCUGGGCCUGACUGCCCCGCCCUCCCCACCCAAACCCCAAACCUCAAAGACAAGCCCCCCUUCCGCCACCCCUCCCCCGGCCAAAGGGUUGGUGAUGGAGUUGCUCCCUGCUCCUGGAGGAUCAUCUGCCAGAGUCAAGUCUUUGUCUGCCAACAAGGAGCAGACGGCGCGCGGCUGCCCUGCUGUGGGCGGGGCCUCAGAAGGAGUGGGAGUAGGACUGACCUACAGCCGCCUGCGACCCAACGGCGAGGAGGCUGUCGCCCGCAAAUAACAGAACCCUGAAGGUUCUGUGAAUACAGUGUUGUCUGAUAACCAGUGUUACUAACCAGAGACCGAGGCCUGCAGGGUCAACGACACACACCCCUGGAACAUAAAGAAACGAAGGUCCACACUGGCAUAAUCUGGACUGAUGCAUUGUGGGUACUGUUUCCACUGACUGACCUCCACAGAGACCAUCCAUUUCAAGAGUUACGUCCAUUUCUCUGAAGGAAUUUAGAAAUGAUAAAAAAAGCUCAUCAUUUAAUUCUCAUCUUUCAGG
Molecule: messenger RNA, 5445 nt
Organism: Cynoglossus semilaevis (tongue sole)
Lineage: Eukaryota; Metazoa; Chordata; Actinopteri; Pleuronectiformes; Cynoglossidae
Gene: cep170aa
Product: centrosomal protein 170Aa
Exons: 24
Coding region: 361-5178 (1605 amino acids)
Cellular component (GO): centriole
Molecular function (GO): protein binding
Source: RefSeq, a predicted model, not a curated record